UUUGCAAAACAGUCGGCGAUUUUACGACAACAAUUUAAAAUAGUUUAAAACAGUUUUAAUUAUAACGAUAAUGGUAUAAAUCUUACUAAAUUCGAAAACUAAGAUGUCGUUUCUAGAAGAUACACUUAUAAUAUUAAUUUCACAAACAAUUUUCUUCGUCGGCGGGUGGAUAUUUUUUGUAAAGCAGCUAUUCCGUGAUUAUGAAGUUCAUCAUACACUAGUGCAGCUCAUAUUUUCAGUGACAUUUGCGUUGAGCUGUACAAUGUUUGAACUUAUAAUUUUUGAGAUAAUAGGGUACUUAGAGUCAAGUUCUAGAUAUUUCCAUUGGAACAUGGGUCUCUAUUUCUUGCUGUUCAUGGUGAUAGCACUCAUCCCAUUUUAUAUUGCUUACUUCUGCAUCAGUAAUGUGAGAUUUGUGUCGAAGAACAUGAUAAGGCCCUUGACGAUGUUUGUUUGGUUCAUUUACCUAUACUUCUUCUGGAAAAUCGGAGAUCCAUUUCCUAUUCUCAGUCCAAAACAAGGUAUAUUUUCAAUAGAACAAGGUGUGUCUCGGAUUGGAGUGAUAGGUGUUACAGUGAUGGCAUUAUUAUCUGGAUUUGGUGCGGUCAAUUACCCAUACACUUCAAUGGCUAUAUUUAUAAGGCCCGUUACGCAGUCAGAUGUUCUAUCAAUAGAAAAGAAACUUCUCCAAACCAUGGACAUGAUAUUAGUUAAGAAGAAAAGGAUAGCAUUAGCGGAGAAUAACAGUAUGGGCCGAAACCAGUAUAUGAUGGACCAGUCUAAUGCGAAGAACAAAGGGUUUUGGACCAAUAUUUUGUCCAGCGUUGGGAGUAUUGCUAACCCAUUGAGCCAGGGAAGCGAGAACAUAAAUCAAUUACGUCAAGAGAUAUCCAGCCUGGAAGAGUUAAGUAGGCAGCUAUUCCUAGAAGCACACGAUGCAAGAACAAUGCGAGAGAAGAUAGAAUGGUCUAGAACGUUCCAGGGGAAAUAUUUCAAUUUCCUCGGUUAUUUCUUCUCGUUGUAUUGUAUUUGGAAGAUAUUUAUUUCAACAAUCAACAUAGUGUUCGACCGAGUGGGCAAAAAGGAUCCCGUUACACGUGGGCUCGAACUCGCCGUGUUGCGGCUGGGAGUGGACAUCGACGUGGGCUUCUGGUCGCAACACGUGUCCUUCCUGUUGGUGGGCUGCAUCGUUCUCACCAGCAUACGAGGGUUACUGCUCACACUCACCAAGUUCUUCUACAAAAUAUCGUCAUCGAAAUCAUCAAACAUAAUAGUCUUGAUACUUGCACAAAUAAUGGGGAUGUACUUUUGUUCGUCAGUCCUGCUGAUGAGGAUGAACAUGCCCCCGGAGUACAGGAUAAUAAUAACACAGGUGCUGGGCGAUUUGCAAUUUAACUUCUAUCACAGGUGGUUCGACGUGAUAUUCCUCGUAAGUGCCUUAACGAGUAUAUUCACACUGUACUUGGCUCAUAAACAACCAUCCGUUAAUUAAAUUUUAUAAUACUAAUGCAUUUCCGUAAUUAAAUAUAUGAAGACGUAUACUAGGUAGGGUUUCGUGCGAGCCCGUCAGGGUAGGUAUCCAUUCAUUAGAUAUUCUACCGAUAAACAAUGUUUAAUAUUGUUGUAUUUCGGUUUGAACGGUGAGUGAGCCAGUGUAACUAAAGGCAAAUGAUACAUAAAGAUUGGUGGCGUAUUGGCGAUGUUAGGAAUGGUUAAUAUUUUUUUUUUACAUCGCCAAUGUCUAUAGGCGGUGGUGACCACAUACCAUCAGGUGGCCCGUUUGCCUACUUCAAACAUAAAAAUAAAUAUAAGUAUAUAAAAGUGUUGUCUCAUAUAUUUUUUUUUAAUUUGUUACAUCAAUGAACAUUUUAAUAAUAUCCUAUAAUAUCCUGGGAUAUUAUUCACACACGGCCAUCUGAUCCCAAACUAACCAGAGCUUGUACUAUAGAAACCAGACAACUGAUAUACUACGUAUACUAUUUUUAUUUUGUAAAUACAUACUUUUAUAGAUAAUUACACCCAGACUCAGGACAAACAGACAUGUUCAUGCAAACAAAUGUCUGUCCUGAGUGGGAAUCGAACCCACAACCUUCGGCGUGAAAGGCAAGUAUCUACCAACCACGCCAACCGGCUCGUCACUUUUACACGUUUAAGUCACUAUACACAUGAUGGUACCUUCAAUUCUCAAGUUUUAAAACUUUAGAAGUUAUAAACGUAAUGUUUGAAUGACCUUUGUAAACAAAUAAGUAAUCAACUCUAAUACAUAAAACUGAUAAUUACUUAAAAUAAUCUUUUUGUUUCACGAUACCUUCCACUUAUAUCCUUCAUAUACGAUAGAUAAUUAUUACAUUGCUGAGCAAUAAAUAGUCCUUAUCUCUUAAAGAAUUUUUAUGGGCAUAUUCAAUACUAUGAAUUAAGUAUCUAAAAUUUUCCAUAAAACAGUGAUAUCAGCUUAAAAUGAUUUCGUUUUCAUUUAAAAUAUGGUAUGAAUACCAUGAAGGCAUUUGCAAAAUUAUCUUUGGUAUAACCUGUGCUAUUAAAAAAGGUUUAUCAAUGACGUAUUAUAUCAUGCUACCUCACUCGAACACUAUACGCUUUUCUGUUACCACUUUUAUGGUUGGGAAAAAAAUCGCUAAAUAAAACGGUUUGAAUUUAGAUUUCAUCCCGAUAAGUAUUUUUGUUGUAAUAUGUGAAAUGGUUUCUCGUAAAACAGGCAAACUGUAAUUUUACAAAACACUUUUGAAAUGGUACCGAUUUCGGCCACGGCGGCCAAUCUCAAGUGAGAUUAGCCAACUACGCAGAAGAUAUUAUAGUGCACAAGUGUGCGCGCAAACACAAGUGCACUCUCUAUUCCCUAACUCUCAUAAUCCGAUGGGACGGCAAUCCGACACGACCGAAAAGAGUUCAGGCGCAGGACUAACGGCUUUACGUGCUUUCCGAGGCACGGGAGUGUAGUCAUUUCCAACUUCCAGACUCCGGGCUGCUACUGAAAAUUUUCUGACAGAAAAACCCAAUAACUUUUUAGUGGCCCGACCUGGGAAUUGAACCCAGAACCUCGGGGUCUGCGGCCUUACAUCAAGCCACUAGACCAACGAGGCAGUCAAAUGACCUGUAAUAUAUAUAUAUAUAUAUAUAACAAGAACUAGGAACUUUCUGACAAAAUAUGCUCACGGAGAUGAGUCAAAGUCAGUCAGUCAAAGUUAAAAAUUGGCUCACUCACCUUUCAACUUCCAAUUAAUGUUUAGCGGUAUAACAAAUUAGGUGCUAUAUAUCCAAACGAAACCCUAUCACCAGUAUUCUUGUUUAGUUUGACCAUUUACAAACAUAAUAAUAUAUAUAAUAAAACUAUCUAAGCUGAGAAAUAUUCUAGUUUAACUUUUUUAAAGUAUUAGGGUUAGAGAUUACUAAAGUCAUCAGUCAUGUGAAGACUAAGCAGAAACAUACGGCCUUACUUAUAAACGUUGCUUAGCGGGUGAUUAGUUAAAUAAUGCUGUCUUCUUCCUUUGCAUGUCAAAUUAAUAAUGACAGAAAGAGAGAAAUCAGUGUUUAACAGAACAGUCGCUAAGCAACGUUUAUAAUUAAGGCCGUUUGUAAUUAAGACUGACAGUCUAGUGUUUAAGUAUUAAGAUUAUGUUAAGAUCAAGAAAUAUGUAUAUU
Molecule: messenger RNA, 3657 nt
Organism: Nymphalis io (European peacock)
Lineage: Eukaryota; Metazoa; Arthropoda; Insecta; Lepidoptera; Nymphalidae
Gene: GPHR
Product: Golgi pH regulator
Exons: 9
Coding region: 104-1492 (462 amino acids)
Biological process (GO): intracellular pH reduction
Cellular component (GO): Golgi cisterna membrane
Molecular function (GO): voltage-gated monoatomic anion channel activity
Source: RefSeq, a predicted model, not a curated record